This is a messenger RNA of Drosophila elegans, 1859 nucleotides long. Its product is annotated as beta-1,3-glucosyltransferase. Bases 102 to 1745 code for a protein of 547 amino acids. Gene Ontology annotation, molecular function: acetylglucosaminyltransferase activity. The record is from RefSeq and is a predicted model, not a curated record. Gene Ontology annotation, cellular component: membrane. NCBI's taxonomy places the organism in Eukaryota, Metazoa, Arthropoda, Insecta, Diptera, Drosophilidae. The transcript has 7 exons.
UUCAUUAGGACAGUCGUGUCCCGUUGGCCUGUUGGAAUUCAAAAGUAUUUUAAAAAAAAUCUGGAAGAAAUCAGGCGCAUUGAAAUCGUAGAGAAUUAGAAAUGACUUCCGGGAAGUGUGCGGUGCUGGGGCUGUUAUUUUUCGUGGGCCUGUGCUGGGGCAGAGUGGAACCAAGGGAGGUACUCCUGGUCAUCGCCUGCCCUCAUCUUCCCCGCCAGGCCAGAGAUGAGUGCUUCGCCUUGUCCGACAAUGUACGGGAACAGCAUCGGCAACUGGAUCUGGCGGAGAUCUUCCCCGGGGACUAUACCCUCAGGGUCUAUGUGAUGCACGAACUCUUCAACUACUGGACCCUGCUGGACGCACUCCCACAUCUACAAGGCCAGACACGUCUGCUGGGUGCGCGCACGGAAUGGAUUAUAUGGUGUCAGCACAACACGCGUGUGUCUUCGCUGCGCGGCCUGCUCGAGCAGCUGCGUCGCCAGGACCCAAUGGAGCUCUCCUUCCACGGCCAUGCAUUGUACGACUCGGAGGCCACCAUCAUACACCAUUUCUCGAAUUACAAGGAUCCGCAAUGGUUCCCAUACCCCAUGCUGAGCGCUGGAGUUGUCUUUACAGGAGUUCUGUUGCGAAGGCUGGCGGAAGUUGUUGCUUCUAAUACCCAAAACAUCACCCUUCGCAGCGACUUCUCCAUCGACGCUUCUCAUGAGCUGGCGCGCUUUAUUUAUGACAACAUAUCGCCCGACCCGCAUGCCGGCACACCGAUGUCCGCGAGAAUAGUUCUAAAAAGUGCCAGCUACAUUUGCCCCACCUUCGAAUCCAUGCGAGCUCCAGAGAUUCCCAAUAGAGGUCCCCGUUGCAUGCUGCAUGCAAAGCCGGAGGAGCCUUCUGCUGGCCCUCCAUCCACUUUAGGGCACCUAAAAGAGCGUUGUGUGUACACGACCGGAUCGCACAUAUAUUUCGCAAUCAAAACCUGUGCGAAAUUCCACAAGGAACGCAUAACAAUCAUCGAACGCACCUGGGCAGCAGACGCCCAGAACAGGAGGUACUACAGCGAUGUGGCAGACGGCGGCAUACCGACCAUCAGCACUGGGAUACCGAAUGUCCAGACCGGUCAUUGUGCCAAGACAAUGGCUAUUUUACAGUUAUCACUCAAGGAUAUCGGUGAACAAAUGGACAUUCGCUGGCUCAUGCUCGUCGACGACGAUACGCUACUUAGUGUACCCCGAGUGAGCGCCCUGCUGAGCUGCCACAACCACUCGGACCUCGUGUAUCUGGGCCAGCGGUAUGGCUACCGGCUGCGCGCCCCCGAUGGCUUCAACUACCACACGGGAGGGGCCGGCAUCCUGCUCAGCCUGCCCCUGGUUCGGCUGAUCGUGGAGCGCUGCAGUUGUCCUAGUGCGGGCGCCCCCGACGACAUGAUCCUGGGCUACUGCCUCCAGGCGCUGGGCGUGGCGGCGGUGCCGGCUGCUGGGAUGCACCAGGCCCGUCCGCAGGACUACGCCGAGGAGCUGCUGCAGCUGCAGCCGCCCGUGUCCUUCCACAAGUUCUGGAACUCCGACCCGGAGUACACUUACCGACGCUAUCUGGGCGGCAGCCUGGCCAACGGGAGUGCCCCGAUGGCGGCGUACAAGGAUCAGGCCACCGCUGCUCCACUGCAUCUGCUGGGGCUGCAGCCCUGCCCUGAUGGCGUCGGACUUCUGCAGGAAGCCGGGCUAGAAUCGUCUGGAAAGCAUUUGGAUCUUUAACUCGCCCAGCAUCUAUUCGCAGAGCACAGGAGCCCCGGCAGCAAACAUGCCAGCAAACUUCCGCUUUCGGCAUGCGACCGUUAAAUAAGCGCUGCCUGCGGUCAUGGGAUAUGU